This is a messenger RNA of Anopheles coustani, 1533 nucleotides long. RefSeq names its product cytochrome P450 4g15-like. The record is from RefSeq and is a predicted model, not a curated record. Lineage: Eukaryota; Metazoa; Arthropoda; Insecta; Diptera; Culicidae. The transcript is spliced from 4 exons. Bases 1 to 1533 code for a protein of 510 amino acids. Gene Ontology annotation, molecular function: monooxygenase activity; oxidoreductase activity, acting on paired donors, with incorporation or reduction of molecular oxygen; heme binding.
AUGAUUUUUACGGUGGCUUUUAUCGCGACGUUGGGAUUGCUAGUGAUUUGGUGGAUUGUUUGGCGAUUGCUGCACUGGAAGCACUUCAAAGUGUCUUCCGAUCUGAACGGACCCCAGGAUUACCCGCUUGUUGGCAGUGCUCAUCUGUUCCUCGGCAAAAGCACCGAGCAGCAGUUCCGGUGCAUCCUCGACAUCAGCAAAACGUACAGUUCACCGUGCCGCAUCUGGCUCGGCCCGCAACUGUUCGUCUACAUCGACAAUGCCACCGAUCUGCAGAUCGUGCUAAACUCUCCGAACUGCCUCGAGAAGGCGGACGCGUAUCGGUUCUUUCAGUGCGAGCUGGGACUGUUCUCGGCUCCGGCUAGUGUGUGGAAAGUACACCGAAAGCACCUCAACCCAUGCUUCAAUGCGAAAAUCUUGACCAGUUUCGUGUCAAUCUUUAACGACAAAAGUGCCGUGCUGGUGGACCAACUCCGGGCGCACAUCGAUCAACGGGGUUUAUUCAAUGUCAACGAAUAUAUUUCCAAGUGCACUUUGGAUAUGGUUUGUGCUACAACGCUAGGGACAAAUAUGAACCUUCAGAACGAAGAAGGGGACGAGUAUGUGGCUGCCAUCGAAAGAGCUUCCGAGCUGUUGAACCAUCGGUUAUACAAAGUAUGGCUCCAUCCGGAAUGGAUCUAUCGACUGACGGAUAGCUAUAAGAUCCAAAAGCAAUGCUAUGCUACCGCGUACAAAAUGUCUCGGAAGGUUCUCGCUCUCAAAAGUCGUGAACUGGAGGAAAUCAAGAGCAUGAAGAACAGGGCAACUCCGGUAGCAGUUCCGGUAACUGAUUUAUCAAUGGAGGACUAUCGGAAGCCUCAAAUUUACAUCGAUCAACUGUUUCGGCUCGCACGCGAAACGGAUGUGUUCGAUGAGAAGGCCAUCCGAGACGAGAUCGAUACGAUCAUCCUGGGUGGGAAUGAAACAUCCGCUCUGACCCUUUCGCAUGUGGUGCUUAUGUUGGCGAUUCAUCAGGACGUUCAGCAGAGAGUGUACGAAGAAAUUGUAGCCGUGCUGGGACCUCUUACCAAUCACGUGGAAAAUGACCAUCUACCCAAACUGGUCUACAUGGAGAUGGUUAUGAAGGAGACAAUGCGCCUGUUCCCCGUUGGUCCUCUGAUCGGACGUCAAUGCACGGCGGAUACAAAAAUAUCAAACACAACCAUCCCACAGGGUGUGACUGUUGUCCUUGGGAUAUUCAACAUACAGCGCAGCAGAGAACACUGGGGAGCGUCUGCUGAGGAGUUCGACCCGGAACGGUUCACCCCGGAACGCAUCGCCAGCAGGCAUCCGUAUAGUUUUCUUCCGUUUAGUGCUGGACCGCGCAACUGCAUCGGGUACAAGUACGGCCUGAUGUCCAUGAAGGUGAUGUUGUGCCACCUGCUGAUGGCAUACCGCAUCACGACGGAUCUGACGAUGGAGCAGCUGACGCUGAAGCUUAACAUCACGCUGAAGAUUGCGAACAAACACAUGGUACGCCUUGUUAAACGAUAG